Wickerhamiella sorbophila is the source of this 684-nucleotide messenger RNA. Its product is annotated as Vacuolar protein sorting-associated protein IST1. NCBI's taxonomy places the organism in Eukaryota, Fungi, Ascomycota, Dipodascomycetes, Dipodascales, Trichomonascaceae. The transcript has a single exon. Gene Ontology annotation, biological process: protein transport. The record is from RefSeq and is a predicted model, not a curated record. The coding region runs from base 1 to 684 and encodes 227 amino acids.
AUGCCUAUCCCGCUGAUGCCUCGUCUUAAGGCGCAGCUCAAGCUUGCUAUCAACCGGCUGAAGCUGCUGCAAGAUAAAAACACGGCAUUAGCGAAGCUGAGUCGGCGAGAAAUGGCGCAAUUAAUGGAGAAAGGCAAGAUAUCAAGCGCCAGAAUCCGGGUGGAAAAUAUCAUCAAUGAAGACAUCUACGUAGAGCUUCUCGAGGCGCUGGAGCUGUACUGUGAGGUUACUUUGGCUCGUAUUGCAAUGAUCGAGCGCACAGAGCUAGACCAAAGGCUCUCAGAGGCUGUGACUGUUAUUAUUUAUGCCGCCCCUCAUACAGAUAUUAAAGAACUACUGGGUCUCCGAGAGUUAUUUGUGAGUUUGUUACCUAAAGAGUUUGUGAUUGAUGCAAUUGAGAAUACCAGUGGUAAAGUCCCGGAAAAAAUCAUGAAGCGCAUUCACACUGAGGCGCCUUCAGCCGAGCUAGUUGAUCUGUACCUUUUGGAAAUUGCCAAGGCCUACAUGGUGCGAGUAUCGGGCUUUUAUGAGCCACCGGCCAGCCCUGAGCCUGAAAUAAUCAAGCAAAGCACCGCAAAUGAAAAGCCAGACUCGGGAUCAGUAGACAAAGCUGGGGGUCCCGCCGGGGCACCUCCCAAGGCAGAUGAUUUAAUGGCACGAUUUGCAGCGUUGAAACGAACCUAA